GACAUUUGACAUUGACAGGUGCAAAAAAAGGAUGUACUCACUGAUAUGAUUCGGUGGCCAUGUUGUUGAUAUGCUGAUGAGGAAAAUAUGGCACUUUGGGCUAAAGUACAACAACUUCCACCGGGAAGUUUGCAACAAAUCUACGGUGAUGUCUUUCCAAUCGAAGUAAGACAUUAUCUCGCUCAAUAUAUAGAAGAAAAAUUUUGGUCAGAUAUUGAACCACAACCUGAUAAUCCUCAACAUGAACAAUACAUUGCAGGUUUGAUAGAUUCUUUAAUAACUGAAAUUGAAAACAAAGCAUCAGUUGUUGGUGAUUCUGAAUAUUUUCUAACAAAACUCAAACUUGCUGAAGCAGCUAAACUGUUUAGGGAGAGGUACAGUUCUUGUCCCAUUCAGCUCUUCACCUUGAUACGUAGUUGCUUAGCUGCAGAAAUGAGGUUAGUUCAAGCUGCAGGUGUUGACAGUCUGACUGGUUUACCAAAUUUAAUGAUAUCCAAUAGCGGGGCGGAAGUUUUACAAAAAGUGAAUGUAUUACGCAGCAGAACUCAGAGUACUGCUGAAGAUUUGAGAAAAAUGGAACAAGAAUUGGAGUCCUUUGCUUUGCAGUAUCACGAAUGUCAAAAAAUUAGUGCACAUUUGCAACAACUCACGACACAGCCGACUGCUCAACUUCCCUCUAACGUACCGAAACUUCAAAAACAAAAGGAAAUGUUGGAACAAAAUUUGAACCAGAAGUUAGCUGCAUUAUUACAAUUACGUUUAGCUUUGGGCGAAAAACUAAAAGAGACUUAUCAAUUACUUGCUCAACUACAAACGAACGUUUUAGAUGAGGAACUCAUUAAAUGGAAACGUGACCAACAAUUGGCUGGAAAUGGCGCUAAUUUUAAUAGCAAUCUGGAUACUAUACAAGAAUGGUGUGAAAGUCUGGCCGAAUUGAUAUGGUUGAACAGACAACAAACUAAAGAAGUGGAAAGAUUGAAACAACGAGUACCAAUGGUGGAUCCACCUGUUGUUGCUGACGUAUUACCUCAUCUGGUACAAGAAUUUACACAACUACUUUCUACAUUAGUCACAUCAACUUUUAUCAUUGAAAAACAACCACCUCAAGUAAUGAAAACUAAUACCAGGUUUACAGCAACGGUACGACUUUUGGUAGGAGGUAAACUCAAUGUUCAUAUGACACCACCGCAAGUAAAAGUGACGAUAAUAUCGGAGUCACAGGCGAAUAUGCUUUUAAAAAAUGAUAAAUUGGGCAAAAGUGGUGAAUGUUCUGGGGAAAUUUUAAACAAUACUGGUACAAUGGAAUACCAACAAAGCUCAAGACACCUUUCGGUCAGUUUUAGGAAUAUGCAAUUAAAAAAAAUUAAGAGAGCAGAAAAGAAAGGAACUGAAAGCGUUAUGGACGAAAAAUUUUCCCUGUUAUUUCAAUCACAGUUUAGUGUUGGAGGAGGGGAACUGAUGUUUCAGGUGUGGACGUUGAGCUUGCCAGUGGUGGUUAUUGUUCACGGUAAUCAAGAACCUCACGCUUGGGCUACUGUUACUUGGGAUAAUGCAUUCAGUGAACCUGGUAGAGUUCCAUUUGCAGUACCUGAAAAAGUACCUUGGAAUAAGGUAGCGGAAACUUUGUCACUUAAAUUCAGGGCAGCUACUGGUCGUGGUCUAACAGAGGACAAUUUGAGGUUUUUAGCUGAAAAAGCUUUUAGGGGUAAUUUCAAUGAAUCGAGUAAUUCGUUGCUAACUUGGGCGCAAUUUUGCAAAGAACCGUUAAGUGAGAGGAAUUUCACGUUUUGGGAAUGGUUUUAUGCUAUUAUGAAGCUCACCAGAGAACAUCUUAGGGGACCUUGGGUAGAUGGUGCCAUAAUGGGAUUUGUAAGAAAAAGACAGGCCGAGGAAAUGUUAACGUCAUGUUUAUGUGGGACUUUCUUAUUAAGAUUUUCCGAUAGUGAAUUAGGAGGUAUUACAAUUGCUUGGAUUUCAGAUACUGGUGAAGUGUUUAGUUUGCAACCUUUCACUUCCAAAGAUUUUGCUAUACGAUCACUUGCCGAUCGUAUAGCGGAUUUAAAUCACUUGGUCUAUUUAUAUCCGGAAAUUUCUAAAGACAUCCCGUUCGGAAAAUACUAUACACCAUAUCAAGAUAAUCCACCUUCCGCAAACAAUGGUUACGUUAGACCACAAUUAGUGACGCAAAUACCAGGAUUUACUGGUCUACAUACUUAUCCAAACACACCUCAGCAUAUGUUACAGUCACCAGACCCUUCUAGAGAUACACCUUCUGUAGCUAGUACUACUUACGCUGGUUCGGUGGCGACUACAGUCAACACACACAUGGGAAACAAUGCGACCGGUAUGGAUUACCUCAACGAGUUGGACGAUCUGAAUGGUCUGGUCAAUUUCGAGCUGAUGAACUAUAAGCAGUGAAAAAACGGACAAACGAAACUUCAUUAUGUUUUUGUUUUGUUUAUUUUUAACAAUCAUCUACUUUAUGUCGAUUUUUAAGGUAGGACGUUUUUGUUUUUUUUUUAUUUAUUAGGAUGGUCCUUAGAAGUUGUAGUAAAGUAGAAGUAUAUUUUAAAUAAAAUAAAUCACGGUUUUAAAUUGUCGAUUUUUCAAAAAUGAACUUUGAAAUUGUUGCUUUUAUUAUUAUUUAAUAGAAUUUUAUGAAUGGGUUUCAUCGCAAUGAUUUUAGUGAAAAGUUUUAACAAAAAUUUUGUUUCUAUAAUUACCGUGAUCCCCUUUACCUACUAUUUAUUGUGUAGGUAUGUUAUGACCCCCCCCCCUAAAAUCAUUUUUGACAAAAUAUAAUCAUCAUUAGCGUCCAAAAAAUCGUCCUAUAAACCUUUUAGGUAAAUUUCUAAGGACUACAAUUUUUAUGUAUAGUUACAAUAUGUUGUACAUUUUUAUUUUAGCUAGAAAGGUUGAAUAUAACCAGUGUUUAUAUUAAAUAUGGUUAAUAUUUUUUUUAUAUAUAUAUGUAUACAUAUUUUACCAUCGCCUUUUUGUGGCGAUUAAUUUGGUAGAUUGUAUUGUACUGAAACAUUUAUUUGUACAAAUUUUCGUACUGGAUGGAAAUUAAAAAAAAAUUACAAGAAAAAACAUGAAAAAAUAACAAAUAUUAUAUACAAAAUUUAACCAUAGAGUUCUCAUCUUUGUUGAUUAUUUUGUUUUUUAUUAAUUUGAGGUGGCUUUGGUGGAUUUUUCUAAUAUUCAAUUGAUUUUUGGUCAGUAUAUUGCUUUUAUUUUGAUUUUUUAUUCACAUUAUAUUUUUUGUGCCAAUAAAUCCAUGUCAGGUGUUAAUGAAUUUAUUACAGAAAAAAUUCCAAUCGACUUGAAUUGAUUUUAAUAUAUUUUAGUUAUUUCUAAAUAAAUUUUCCCUAAUUUUUUUUAUUCUAUAGAUAUCAUCAACGUUUUAAUAGAAAAUAAUCCCAGAGUACUAAAUGGAGAUCAGUUAGCAUACAUCCUACAGAUCUAGUAAUGUUUUUCACUCCUUAAGUUGAUUUUCCAUUGGUUUCACUAAUUUUAUAUUUAUUUUAAUAUUGUUUUAAAUAUUUUUUUCAUAUUGUUUCAAUUGAUAGGUUAAUUUCAUGUGGUUUCUAUUGACCUAAUGUCUGCUGUGCUUUCUAAGGAUUCUAUUAAUUUUCUCUUUAUUUUUUUUUUCCAUUGAUCUUAUUUUUCAUAAUUGAUUCGAGUUGGUAUCGUUUGAUUCUUCGAUUUGUACUUUCUUAGUAAUUUAAGAGAAUAAAAUAUUAAUAAAAUUCAUUUAUUUUCAAUAUAGUUUGUUUUUCAAUGGAUUUAAGACAAUUUUAACUUAUUUCCAAAUAUUUUCAUCGGUCUUAGCUCUUCUGUUGGUUAACUAGAAAUACUUUCAACACAAUUUCUUUGGGCUUACAUGUUUUUCAUUGCUUUUAAUAAUUUUUUAUCGCAUUCAAUUGUUAAAUGUUUUAUUAGAUUUGAUUUUCGUUCGAUUUUCAAGUCUCUAUAUAUUCAACUUUUUCUUUUAUUAAAAUCACUUCUUAUAGUCUAAUUAUGACUUCUAGACUUUUAAUUUUGUGUUUAAAUGAUGUAUUAUUACUAAAAACCAAAAAUAAUUGGUAAAUAUUGACAAUAAAUUGAAUACAUAUCAUUACUGCAACGAUUUUGUCAAUAUCAAAUCGAUAUAUAUCUUCUAAAAGACUUUUUAUCCUUUGAAGUUAUUUACAAUUUACUUCUAAUUCAGUUAUAUUACAGUACAAUCGCCAAAAUGUCGCUAAAGGCAUGCCAUAUAAUGUUUUAACAUUUUUUUUAUUGAUAAAUUUCAAUUUUCAUAACGUUAAUACAAAACAUAGAUAUAAACAAUAGAUUCUAGUUGAUCUGAAUGAAAUUACAACAAAAACUGAUUUUCAUUGAGUAUUUAACAUCUAAAUUGGAAACAUUUUAAUAACCUUGUGAACACCUGGUUUACUCUCUAAUCAUAAUAUGAAUGAUUUUAAUAAAAUACAAUUUUUCUUAGCCAAAACAUGUGAAGUUAAGCCACGUAAUGGUUUCCACAUUCUUUUUGUGCAUUGUAACAAUCCCUAUUGUCUUUUUAUUUUAUUAUAUCCAUAAUUUUUCCCCAUAUUGACCCUAUCCUUCGCAUCUUUCCAUUACUUAUUCUUCUCAAGUAUCUAGUCCUUCUAACCCAUUUGAUCUUCUGCGUUCAGGAUCCCACUUUAACAUUGACAAGGCUGUUCCUUCAAAAAUACUAUACUACUAUACUACUAAUUUUUAUAAUUCACUUAUCACUUAACUAACUUUAAUAAUUUAUUUCAAUUUUUCGAUUACUUUCUAUUUCAGUCUGUUCACUACGACUAUUUAUUAUAAACUAACUAAACUGCACUAACUCCUUAUAUUUGUCCUAAAAGAAUUCUAAAAGAACAAUGUAAAUAGACCGCCUGCUGUAAUAAAAUGUUAUAUGAAAAACAAACACCUAAUUUUAGAAUUCCACUAAAUCCAUACAGGGCCGGAACCAUUAACACUAGAAACACUAACAUUCAACAAUUAUACUGUGUCUAGUCUUUCGAGUAGGGUAUCAAUCAACAAUUUCAUGUAGUUUCGAAAGAUAAAAAAGUGUAAUUUUUGCUGUAUUACAGUUUACAAUCUAAAUAACGAUCAGUGUUUGUUGUUUUUUCCAUUUGUUGUAUCUAAUUUCAGUACAAAAUAGUGUCAUCAUUUGUUUUUUAAAAAGAUGUGCAAUAUCGAUAUAAUUUCAUCGUUUGAUCAUUGUUCAUGGUGCUUUUUUUAAUAUUGUAGUUUAAGUGAUUUGUAACGAUUCAAUUUUGUUCCAAAUUAAUUUUUUUGAAAAAUUGUGCAAUUCUAUAUUUUUAGACGGACAUAUUUUAUGCUUUUGAUGCACUUUUUAUAAGAGUUUUAGACAAUCGAAAAUGUUAAUAAAUUCUAUAUAUGAUAAACUAUCAUCAUUGUCAAAAAAAACUUGUAGACAUAAAGUUACCCUUAUAUUUUCAGUAAAAUUGUUAUGUAGUAUUUUAUGCUCAUCUUUCUAUUUCUUUUUAAAUUUUGUUUUACACCGAUUUUCCUAUAUGUACUUACUAUAUAUAUGUACUCGAAAAUGAAAUGAAAAGACUUACUACCCCACAGAGUACACUCCAACCCCUGGGGGUUGCAGAGAUAUGAAGAUAGUUUCUUAUAAAACGAAAUUAUUUAACAUGAAAGAAGCAAAACGACACAAUGUUUUCCGUUACAUUUAAUCCAGAAUGUUUUAAUCAUAAACCCAUGUGGAAAAGAUUUUCAGCGUUGGGGUAAACAAUGAAAAAAUAAAACAUUAAAUAUGCAAGGAAAAGCUCAUACUAAUGUACAUGGAGCGAAACAGGUGGUAAUUCAAAAUUUUCUUGGAGAGAGGACAAUGGAAAGUACAUUUAAAUGGAUGUAGUUUGAUCACGGUUUUCUACCAUUGGGAAUUAAAGAAAAUCGAUAUGGGAAGCUGACAAAUGGAAACUGUCAAUUUUUUUACCAGAGAAAAUUUAUGAAAAUUGAUUUGGGAAGUGAACAAAUGGCAAUUUAUGGUUUUGUUUAAUCAGAUUGAUAUGUGCUACGGGAACAGAAUAGUUGGUCAUUCAGUUAUUUAUCAAUGGCAGUUUAUGAAAAUGAGUUUAGAAAGUAUUACAUUAAAGUAAAAUCAAAAAGUCCACCGAAGAUAUUAAGAUUUGAUUAUUCGUAAGAAGAACGCUUCAAAAGUAUCUUAACCGCAUCAAAAACACGAUAGAUUCUCGUGGUUGUAAUCUUUGUUGCUUUGAAUUUUGAAAAUUCCGUUCAACAUUCAUUUUGACCCACUUCUUGACAUGGCGUCCACCGCAAUGAUUGUAGAACUUCCAAAAGAGUAUAUUGGCCAAAAUUAUGACUGUAACUGAAGCAAUUACAAUCUUUGUUCAUUGUUUUGUGCAUCUAAAUCACAAGCAAAGCAACAACACAUUACCAUAACAGCUUUUAAAAACAAAACAUGUCUAGUGGCGCCAUCUAUAUUCGUUUUUACGAAAAUGCGAUUAAUUCGUUUUAACAGCUGAAAUGUUCAUUAUUCUUUAUUUCAGAUCUAGUGUUUACCAUUUUUUUUAGGUUAGAAAUUCCUUUCUUAUUUACUAUUUAUAGUUUAGUUAUUUUUAAAUCACACUAUGUAUAAAUACAACCAUCAAAAGAAAUCUAUAAUCGAUUCUGACAAUGAGAUAGUUUAUAUACAAAGUGAUCCAUAAUUAUGUACAUUAAUUUCUACGUAGUACUUUUUGAGCACUUUUUUUAUGGUGAAAAAUAAGGAAGAUACAUACAACCCUUCAAAUCUUUUGAGAUAAAUUAAUAUAUUUUAUUUUAUCUCGCAAUGCAUUCAAACCCAUAUGAAUUCAGGGAUGUUUUUAAGGGUCAAAUGUAGAUUGUUAAAUUUUUAUUACAGGAAAAUAUAUUUUUGAAAAAAAAACUGAAUUAUUAUAAUAGAACAUUUUUAUAAAUAAUUGAAAUUUAAAAAAAAUGUGAUGUAAAUAAUUAUUCAACCUUAUAAGCAAGAUUCUUUUCAUAUUUAAUGAGUGACGACAUGAAAUUAAAUUAUGUAUUAUGAUAAUCAUAAAAAAUAAGGCUCUAAAUUUAUCCUUUCAAAGGAUUAUUCAGUUUAAAAAAAAAAGUGUUAAUUGUGGAAAUAAAUUUACAUAAUAUUGUACCACAUGGUAUAUAAAAAAAAAUCUAUAUCUGUUCACGUUUUUUAUUAGAAUGUGCCUCUUCUAGAUCAAUUAUUUCUAUUUUCUAAAUGUGAUAAUGGAAAAAAACCCCGUGCGUAUACGAAAAAAAUCAAACGACUUUUUGGUGUUUAAAAAAAAUUGAUAUCGUUUGGUUUCUUUUUAAUAAAUUUAUAUUAAUUUGUGAAGGAUUUAAAAAAAAUCAUAAAGAUAAUGAAUUAUUUAUUUGAGAUAUACAGUGAGGAUUACUAAAAAAAUUAUCGGUAGGGGCGUCGCGGAUUAAUGAGAUCUCACUAUAUAUUUGAAAAAAAAAUGUCCAGAUUAUGUACAAAAAAAAGAAAAAAAUUGGAGCUGGGAAUAAUUACAUAUUUUUUUUAUUUAAACAUAAUUAUAUUGAAUUUCAUUUAUUUUAAAACCUGAAAUUCAACAAUACCAUUAUUUUCUUCUUUUUUAUUAUAAUUAAACGAUUUCUAUAUAUACAGUGUGUCAACGACUAGGCGAAUCGUCUUUUAUAGCAUAAAAAAAUUAACUGCUGUGGGUCCCCAUUAGGAUCGUGUACCAUAAAUUUCAACGUUUACAACAAUAAAUCAGAGUCAGUGAAUGAACAAAGUACAUUUUCUUUGGAAAUCAAAAUUCUGUAUUUAAAUGAUGUAAAUAAUUAUUUUUUAAAAUUUUCAAAAACUAAUUUUGUCUUCAAACAACCAGGAUGUUUAUAGCAGUGGUUUGACCUAAUCGAGCGCACAGUUUUUGUAAUUAUAACCAGUUUUGUGAUAUAAAAUAUCUAGUGAUAUAUAUAUAAAACGAAAGAAAGGGAAUUACUCAAAAUUGUGAUUGUUAAGGGUGGUUCUACUGAAUACAUCGGAUUAUCGUUACGCCUCUUGUCCUUCCUGAAUGAAAAACUGAAAAAUUGCGAACCGAACACGUUUUCUUUCGGCGUUGACUUGAUACAAUAUUCAAUAACAAGAAAUAUUCUUCUUCAGAACUAUUUAAUAAAAAACUAUACUAAACAGCUGAAUAUUGGAACUAGAAGCUUUCGCACCGUUUGGUACGAACAAUGUUCGUAUGAAUUCGUUCCCAGUGGACAAGAGGCUUUAUUGCGCUAUUUUAAUAUUGCAAAAAAAUAUUUGUUUAGAGGAUUUUUGUGGCGACUAUAAAUUUUUGUCACCUUGAGCAUUUUAAUCUACAAAUUACUGAUCGUUUGCUCACAUAAAUAUCAAGGUGCCUGCAGGAUAUUGUCCCGAGGAAGGGGCAACUAGGUAUACAGUUUUUUUGAGAAUAUGAAAUACCCCAAGGAGGGGUUCCAAAAGCUUUUCAUAAUAAAUGCAGAUUUAUUUAUUUUGGAACUAAAAAAAUGGAAUUUUUUUAUACUUCUGAAUUUUGGUCACUUCUUGUUCGGCGGGCGCCCUUGCAACUCCCCAUUUAGCUGAAAUUUGUUUUUGCAUAUCUUUUUGAAAAAUUACUUAUAAUAUAGUUAGUUUGAAAUAGAUUAGAUUUUUUCUGUGUAAAAAAUUUCUAAGCCAAACUUUUUCUCAAUUCUAUGCAAAGCUCAAAAAAUGUUUUUUGAAAAUUUUUGAAAAACUAGAACCACCCAUGUAGAUAUUAAAAAAAAUAAAUCCCCCAAAUACAAAAUAUUUUUAAUAAUAGAUUUUGGGUAUAUUAUAUAUAUACGAUCACUAUAAUACAGUGUUAAUCAAAAAUACAAUUAGCAAAUCUUAUUGGCAAUUAUUUUCUUUUAAAUAUAGAUAUAAGUGAAAAAAAAAAUGAAACAUAUCAAUUAGUACGAGUACCAAUUGUUACAAAUAUAUAUUUGCGUACGUGGUUAUUACUGAUGAUAUUCGAUACGUCAAAUGGGUUACCUGGUAACCAACAUGACUACCUACCCACCCUAUAAACUAGUGUAAAAAGUUCAAACUAAUUUAUAGCAAAAUUUUGUUGAAAAAUAAUAUUUGGUAGAGAUAAGACGUUUGUUCUUGGUAGCUGCACUGGCAGAACUAGUUUAGGAAGUGUACACUAAAGCGUUCUUUGUAGCAGAACCAGCGCUAAUGUCGCUGUUCUUAGUAGCAGUGCAAGAGAACUAGUUCACACUGUAUUGCAUGUAUUCGGUUUAGAAUCAGUUCAGGCAGCCAAAUAUCAAAAAGUACUAAAUCGUUUUCCAUUAUUGUUAGUACUACAAUCACUUAAUUACAACAAAUGCUCUAUUGCUCUCUGCACUAUAUCGAUCCUUGUAUCCGAUCGAACUAAUUCUAAAUACUCAUGAAGUGGCUUGCACUGGUCCAGUUCAGUACAGUUACCAAGAACAAAUCUAAGUACAACCGCGAUAUAUGAAGGUACUAUAAACGUGUAGAAAUCUGAAAUCAGAUGGAAAAAAGAUCCCAGAACUCGAGUCAACCUAUAAGAGAACACGGUAACUUUGUACUUUAUAAGCAAGCGCGGAGUUAUACAUCGGGGACAGUUGUAGAAAAAACGAAGGGCCACUCCAAUUAAAUUUUUUCUUGCCGAAGUGAUUGGAAAUGGUUUAUGUACCUUAGAUACAUUAUGAGCUCUCAACCGCGACAACCAGAGUAUUUGACUAUCGGAGUUUCUUAACUUCUUAACUUUCAAAAAGAAGACUUCCCAAAAUUUCCCUUAGACCCUGGUUUAGACGAAGAAAAAUGCACGAUGAGGACCUGUUGGAAUGAUGGGGCAUGGCGGAAUAUCUAUUCGUGGACUUAGUCUCGUUCUACAUCACUUUGGUAUCUAGCUCCUUCGUCUCAUCAUCCGUAUUCGUGAACAGCACACUUACAUAGUCGAAGGACUCUACUUUUUCCCCUUUCCGUUCUGGAAAGUCUGUUUUCCACUUGUUUCUUCCAUUAUCGUUGCAUUAGUCUUUUGGGCCAUUUACCCCGAGUUCGAAUCUUUUUGAUUCCUUUCCCAGGAUCUGGUUAAUAAUACAAUACAGGGUGGAAAAUUAACCACAUCUUUUAGAUUAUAAUUACACAAUAAACAACAAUUUACGCUCAAUUUCAAUACAUAUAAACGUAUCAGAUACUACUAUCAACUUGUUUAUCUAAGCUUAAUAGUAAACAAUUCACUUUUUAUUUAAUUAUACACCUUAUUUGUUUAAGUAAAUUCCUAAAUAUAUAAUAACUUACUUUUAAUUGUUUAGUACUAUUACGAACAUAAUUUUUUAUCAACCUUGUCCUCGCGUUAGUUCAUAUUGGUCUUUUUGACCUUCGGGGUUGAUAACGACCACAAUUUGACAACGCCGCAUCUCUUUCGUAUUCAACAAUUACAAACUACAACAAUCUUUACCGUUCGAAAGACGUUAACAAAAUGAAAUCUUUCCUAACAGAUUAUGGAGUACAUCGAUCUCGCGGUUGUACUUAUUAUCACCAAAUAGUAUAAUGUACUAUCCGCACAAACAUGUGAAUUAUGAAAUUAAAGAAUAACUCUGUAUUAUAAAGAUUUAAAAGAUGUUUUCUUUGUUCGCUUCUUCAUGUUUGUUCUUAGUAUAGUGUGUUAUAAUUCGAACUUUGCAAUAUCUUUAGCGGAUACAAUCAAUUAUGUUUUAAUUGGCAAUAAAAUGAUCACACGGAA
Molecule: messenger RNA, 10763 nt
Organism: Diorhabda carinulata
Lineage: Eukaryota; Metazoa; Arthropoda; Insecta; Coleoptera; Chrysomelidae
Gene: Stat92E
Product: signal transducer and activator of transcription 5B
Exons: 14
Coding region: 88-2418 (776 amino acids)
Biological process (GO): defense response; regulation of transcription by RNA polymerase II; regulation of cell population proliferation
Molecular function (GO): DNA-binding transcription factor activity, RNA polymerase II-specific; RNA polymerase II cis-regulatory region sequence-specific DNA binding
Source: RefSeq, a predicted model, not a curated record